UUUAUUUAUAAGCCCCAAAUUUCGCUUUCUCUGCUUCUUCUCCUCUUUCUGUACAGAAACCAGUAAGCGAAAGCUAGCAACCAUGGAUUUCACUCCUCUAACAGACACAUUGUCCUCAAAAUACUAUGAUAAAAUUUCUGAUAUCUGCGACGAACUCAUGCUCAAGUUCGCAGCAGAGGGGAUUCCUUUUCAGGACGAAUGGCCCUAUGCUAUUCAUCUUCUGGGUCAUAUUUAUGUUAAUGAUAUUAACAGUGCUCGAUUUCUCUGGAAAUCAAUACCCUCAGCUGUCAAAGAAAACCAACCGGAAGUGGUAGCAGCUUGGAGAAUUGGUCAGAAAUUAUGGACACGUGACUAUGCAGGUGUGCAUGAGGCUAUUCGUGGUUUUGAUUGGAGUCAAGAAACUCGUGUUCUUGUUGCUGCAUUCUCAGAGCUUUACACCAAGAGGAUGUUUCAGCUGUUGCUGUCUGCUUAUUCAACAAUAAGCAUCCAAGACACAGCUCACUUUCUUGGAAUGAACGAGGAUGAUGCUGCAAACUAUGUAACGCAGCAAGGUUGGAUUGUUGAUCCUGCAUCAGGGAUGCUAACUGUGAAGAAGCAGCUGAUUGUGACAGAGCAGAAACUGGAUUCCAGUAAACUACAGCGCUUGACAGAAUAUGUAUUCCACCUUGAGCAUUAGACAUGCAUUACAACUUCUAAAAACUUUUACUGAAUGCCCGAGUUAUGUAGAUUGCUUGAGCAAAUGAGUAAAUGCCUUGAACAUGUUAAGAACAUGGAUGUGCAGCUAGCAAAGGAUCUUAAGAUUCAGUUUUUUUUCCAUCUAGUUGGGUACUUCUGCUAGAGCUGUCAUUUACUUUUUAUGGCUGAAAAUUGAUGGAUGAAAUCCACGAAGGGAGUGUUUGGUUGCCAGAA
Molecule: messenger RNA, 909 nt
Organism: Hevea brasiliensis (rubber tree)
Lineage: Eukaryota; Viridiplantae; Streptophyta; Magnoliopsida; Malpighiales; Euphorbiaceae
Product: COP9 signalosome complex subunit 8-like
Exons: 5
Coding region: 83-676 (197 amino acids)
Biological process (GO): COP9 signalosome assembly; protein deneddylation
Cellular component (GO): COP9 signalosome
Source: RefSeq, a predicted model, not a curated record